Molecule: messenger RNA, 849 nt
Organism: Trichophyton benhamiae CBS 112371
Lineage: Eukaryota; Fungi; Ascomycota; Eurotiomycetes; Onygenales; Arthrodermataceae
Exons: 3
Coding region: 1-849 (282 amino acids)
Source: RefSeq, a predicted model, not a curated record
AUGAUGAUUGAAGAUUUAUUGCGGUUUGUUAGCGACCGUACUCUACUCCUUGCCGGAUGCUGCAUUAUACUUAUCAUCAAGGCGUUCUUUGGCAUCGCGCCGAAUUUUGAAAUGCUAUUUGAUCGUAUGCAGAUGUUUUGGGAUUGGGUUUCGACUAUACCUUGGAAGAUAAACGAAGCUUUCCAGCCCAGUGAUGAACGUGCGAGAGAAGCAACCUGGGCCAUAGAAAUCAGUAAUUUGGCCAGGAAAUCUCAUACAUGGAUGCAGCGACAAUUAUUCCUUCGAGAAACAAUAAUUGAAUACGCCAUACAAGGGAAACUAGAGAAGACUGGGCUCUCUCAAAUAAAUGGUAUGAAGUCUAUAAGCACGAGCCUAGUGGCCCAUCAAAGAGGAUAUCUAAUAUUUCUAUCUCUCGAAUACGUAAAACCCUUCGCAAUAACCCUACUAAAUACCUUUUACGGCAAGAUCUUUAUUCGGCAUGUAAGAUACGAGAUGGUUGCUGUGCGAGAGCAUGUCAGUGCUACCCUGAAGGGUUCAGAGUCCUAUAAGGAACCGAGCCCUAGAGGAAACGGCCCGAGAAGCAUGGGAGAAGGAGAACUCGGAGGAAACAUAAACAACAAGAGGAAGAAUUCUUCUCUCCUCCUCUCCUCUUUCCCUACUUACAAUGUCUGUUCAGGCCUUCUUCGCUUCCAUCUCCCUUCUUCCCAAGCCGUCACAAUUGGGUCAUACAACAUUUCUCCUCCUGUCUCCUCUUCUCUCCCCCUGUCUGUCACGGCCGCCACCGCAGCUAAAGACACCAACCUGUGUCUUGAUGGAGGCUAUUUCACCAUCUACUUUGUGUGUACAUAA